This is a messenger RNA of Prorocentrum cordatum, 4080 nucleotides long. The record is from the annotation of a GenBank genome assembly. NCBI's taxonomy places the organism in Eukaryota, Dinophyceae, Prorocentrales, Prorocentraceae.
GCCAUGCUGCAGAGCUGCAUUCGCCAGGCCACCGAUGCCAUCGCCGCGACCCCCAUGGCCCAGGUCACCUCCUGCCAGACGCAGCUGGUGCGCAUGUUCCAGACCCAGCAGGAGGCUGUCAACAGGUCCCUCGCCGUCCAGACGCGCGACAUCGCAUCCAUCGGUCAGCGCGCCGACGCGUUGGAGGCGGAGCAGGCUGCCAUGCGCAAGCAGAUCGGGGACAUCAACAAGGCCCUGGCCCUCGCCGAGAAGGAGCUGCCCAUCAUGGACUUUCAGGAGCUGGAGGCGUGGUCUCGUCAACCCAACCCGCGGAUCUUCUCGAUUGGGGCGCCGCAGUUGGUUGGGCCCGCCCAAGCUCUUCAAGGAUUGGAGGAGUGGAUUCGCGCGGCUGGCCUCACCAACGACAUGGUCCGCAUCGACCCUGCGGUCCCCUCCAAGCGCUUCAACGUCUUGGUACAGGGCGGCGACGGUGUCGCUCUCCCUCGGGCCCAAGCACUUGCACGGCAGCUACGUGACCCAGCUGGCAGGAACGGGUGGCGCUCCUUCAGCGCGCAGAGCGUCGGCGGAGGCGCCGUCCCGCUGUACCUCUCGCCUGACAAGUCACCGCAGCAAGUACGGAUGGAGAUCCAGUCGAGGAAGCUCUCGGCUUUGCUGUCAGAAGCUCUUCCUGAUCAGUCUUUCAGUGCUCAGCGGGCCCGUGGCAUCGUCACCUCUCAGGGCGUCAAGGUUGCCAAGCUCGAGAUGGGAGAAUCCCGCUACACCGACGCUAUCAUCAGGUGGAACCCAGACAUGGUCGCCAGGCUGCACAUCGACAGGGAGUCCAUCAACACGCAGUUCAAGAAGGCCUUCUCCACGGAGGACAACACCGAGUGGCUGCGCAGACGCAAGUUGGCACUGCUCGCCACAUACAUGAAGGUCAACGCCAUCAUCGCCGUGCAGGAGGUCCACGGCUCCGAGGACGCCCUCAGUUCACGAAACUCCACACCUGCUCUUCCGGCCUACCGCUUCGACAUAGUGGCGGUCGGCCGCGCGGCGCUCCUCACGAUCGCCGACUGCGAGGGCAAGUACAGCAUGCAGAUCUUCAACAUUCACAACUACGACCUCAAGCCGCACGAGUUCACUGCAGUACAGCGCACUUGGUCCAGUGGCCUGGCGUGGGCGCGCCGCGACUCGUUACACCGCAUCUUCCUGGGCGUCGGUGACUUCAACAUAGCUGCCCGCCCGCCAGUCAGUCAACGAGCACCCUCAGACACCACUGCUUGGCGCCUCCGACCUGAUCACCGUUGCCAGCUUCGGCAACCUGCGUGGCGCCGUCUAUUCGCUGCAGCUAUGGAGGUGGAGUCUCAGUGGCCGACCCACUACGACAAGUCCUGCAAGCAGCUGUCCACGAUCGACCGCAUCUUCUUGGGCAUCGACGCGCACGCCAUGCUCUCGGUCUCGACGAUCCUUACCACUGCGAGGGACGCGAUGGAGCUUUCCGAGGAGGGCAUCAGCGACCACGCGCCCCUCGUCCUGCAGAUCACUGCCGCACGUCAUAUCCCACGAGACGAGCAGCCAAUCCCGACGCACCUCUUCAACCACAGGAAGUACCCUGAGACCUACACGCUCAUGCUGGACCACUGCGCCCUGGCUGGGGAAACGGCGGAAGGCCGCUGGAGAGCAGCGAAGCAGUGCAUGAAGCUUGCUGCGCGACGUGUUCGUGAUGAACAGCUGCGGACCAACUUCUCCCUACACGUCAAGGACUCCACGGUCGAGACCUCGUACAUGGGUAGGCUUCUCGACUCCUGCCCUGCGCUGGCCGCCCGCCUCCACAUUACCGACGGCACCUUGCGCCUCGUGGACCCCCACAGCUUCGCCACCAACUUCGACGCCAUCGCCGAGCGGGUGCACCCCCUGCGCCGGCAGGCGGCGGAGGCAGCAGCUCGGACGGCCAACGUGCGCGACAGCGCAGCCUGGCGGAGGGUUGAACGCAAGGCCGCCAGGCAUGCGCAGCUCUGGGUUCCGUGGCGGCGACGCAUGAUCCUCUCGGGCUUGCGCGUGGAUUCCGCACCGUGUGCUGCCAAGGACUCGCAGGUGGCUCAGCGCGCGGUCUCCGACCCCGCGGGCAUGAAGUCGACUGUGGCGAACUACUGGGGUGAGAUCUUCGCGAAGGUGCCGAAUUCUGAACAGCUCAAGGCAUUGGACGCCUUCCUGGACAAGCACGCACCAAGGAACCCUGCGCCCAUCGCCACAUCAUCUACCUCACCCGAGCAGAAGGGCUUCACUGCUGGGCGGCGCUUCGUCGACCACAUCCCGUACUUGGACGCGGAAUGCCGUAGGAAGGGCCUUCUUCCUGACGCGGCGACCCGCCGCCCCAUGUUCCUGUCGUUCGACUUCCGUCAGGCCUUCCCCUCACUCUUCAGGGAAGUCAUCGAGAAGGUCCUCCCGCGCUUCGGGGUCCCGUUGGGCUUCCGCAACGUGGUCGCGGCGCUCUACAGCAACUGCCUCGCCUUUAGCUCCUUCCGCGCCGAGGGCACCAGCGCGGAGCUCGAGCCGCUGUUCGCGCUCCUGUGCGGCAUCAUGCAAGGAUGCCCGCUCUCUGGCACGGUCUGGUGCUUGGCAAUGGAUGCGCCCAUCCGCGCGCUGCUGGCUGCGAUUGCAGAGCAUGGGUUCCUCACGGCUUGCGCCGACGAUCUCGGGAUGCUGAUCAAGAACGCUGUUGCCCUCCCUAGCAUCGACUGCACCUUCGUCUCCAUAGAGUUUGCCUUCAACCUGCAGCUGGCGCUGCACAAGUGCGUGCUGGUUCCGCUGUGGGAGGAGCUCUCGGAGGACACACUGCUGAACGUUAAGUCUUUCCUCGCUAAGGAGGUCCCCCGCUGGCUGGGCUUCCGCGUCGACUCCACGGCCAAGUACCUGGGGACUCACCUGGGACCAGGCGUCACGGACUUCGGCAUCUGGAAGGCUGCUGCGGGGAAAUGGUGGACCCGAUGCUGGGAGCUGGCGCGCACUGGCAUGGCCACCAGCCUUGCGGCCCGCGCGUGCAACAUCAACGCGCUUCCGUGCUUGUCGUACCUCGCGCAGUUCUACUUCAUUGUCCCCGCCAUCUGGAAGGUCGAGUUCACCUCCCUGCACCGCCUGCUGCGGCUGCCGCCCUCGUCCAUGCGCAAGGCUGACAUCCUGUCGAUGAGCGCGUGGUGCGGUUCCCCGUCGCCGAUUGGCCUCUUCCCAUACACGCUCGCGGCGAUGAUGCGCUCGGCGGAGAACACGGUUCGCGGAUGGGAAGCCCACCUUCACCACCUUCAUGAAGCUGCCGUGGAGCACGUCCCACUGAUUGACGCGAUCAAGGGCAACUGGUCGCCACCGUGGUGGCAGACGCGGAGGGCGAUCGCACAGAACUUCGCCAUGAUCACGGACACCUACGGCCAGUUGGACAUACCCAGACCGACGCUCGACGUGCUCUCGGUUCCGAUCCCGAGCAGGUACAUCAAGAUCGCGAAGUCGGCGAUGACCCUGGAGACGAAGACGGCGGCAGCGGCCACCCCCACCAGGAAGCCCAAGCGCCAGGCCACGGCCGCCGCUUCGCUCCGUGGCUCGCUGUACCCCGAGGACCUGGUGGCCACCAUCCACCGUCGGCUGCGCAGGUGGGGAGUCGAGUGCCCGCUGCCCGAGCUGCGCGAGAGGUGGCCUCCGCUGCGUGGCAAGCUGACGGAGGUCCGCCCUGCUUGGAUGUGGUCGUGGAUCCGCACCGCGGUCAACGGCUGGACGACAUCUCGCCGCAUGAGCGCCGUCAUCGACGCGCGUCCAUGCCUCUUCGGCUGCGACGCGGAGGACGCGCUCGAGCACUACGUCGUCUGCCCGAUCCUCAGGGCGAUGACUGCGGGCGACGCUGGUGCGGACUCCCUAGGCAACGGCGCCGAGCUCCUCGGCUUCGGCGACGAGCAGUACCACGCAAAGAGACCCAUCACGGACUGCAUCUACUCGGUCGACCUAAUGUGCCAGUGCUACCACAUCCAGAAGCACCGCAUGCACGUGGGCUUGGACGCUGGAGCGGACCAACGGGCUGGUGUGAGACUGGCCGCUCUGCACCGCAUGCAAGCAUAG